AUGUAAUAUUUAUAAAUAUUGAAACCAGACAUUGGAAUUUCCAUAACAAGAGGAUUGUUAAAAGGAGUGGUAUUAAUAAUAAUAGGCAAAACAAUUUUGAGUUAUCAUCCUUUUGAUUUUUAGAAAGAUUGUCCUGAAUAUGUGAGAAAAAUAUGAUAAUGAAAUAGUUUGCAAGAAUUCCUUAUAAACAUCCUAUUUGUCCUCCUAUAUAUGCUCCUUAUAAAAUGGAAGAACCUGAAGAUAGAGAGAAAUAUGAAUAAUUGUAUGACAAAGUAAUUCAAAUGAGUAAUAACAAUCGUGAGUAUUAUAUGUUCAAAAAUCUAUUUCAUCCAUCAUUAGAAGAUGGUUUCAUAAUAAAAGAAGCUUUAUGGGAAUCUGAUGGAGAAAGAGUUUUGGAUGAAAUAAGAGGAGAAGUAAGAAGAUAAUUAAGAUAAGCUCAAAAUUUAGAACUUUAAAAUCAGUUUCACUUAAUUUAAAGAAAGGUAUUAUUCUCACAAUUAAAUGAUCAAAUACGUCCUUCUAUUUGA
Molecule: messenger RNA, 527 nt
Organism: Paramecium sonneborni
Lineage: Eukaryota; Ciliophora; Oligohymenophorea; Peniculida; Parameciidae
Source: the annotation of a GenBank genome assembly